CUACUAAAACCAAAAAGAAAAAGAAAAUCGCCAUGCAAGAUCCAACAGCAGCACUGCCAUCAUCGCGAGGAGCAGUGAGAACGGCGAGCAGUUGCAAGCGUCACAGUCACCAUCGCCAUCAUCAUCAGUAUCAGGAUAUCAGCGAGCCACAGCCGUCGUGUUCGACGAUCGCGACGACGGGUCGUAGCUCGCGACCAUCCUGAUCCUAACUUCUAAGCCCCGAGAUCGAGCCCGCAGCGAAUCCGAGUAGCGUGAUCGACGGCCCGGGCCCCAAUGGCGUAAAUAACAACACGAGUAGUCAUAGCAGCAGUCCACCGAAGCGUAAGAAAAAGCCCAGGGACGAACAACCCAGGAGUGCAGCCGCGCGCUUAACGGCCGGGGCAACGGUGGCGCCGUCAACGAGCAGCGCACCAAUGCGCACUGGUACCAGCAGCUCGGAACUGCUGCUCGGGGCCAAGUGCCGGGCUCUACUGAGGGACGAGCUGCUCGAACAAGAACAGCGCAGACAAAAGCUCAUCGAGUUGGGUUACAAAGCUGCCAAGAAGAAGAAGCCGCGACGCACUUGCAAACAAAGAUUGACUUUCUACGCUACCUCGAGUCUUGCUCUCGUGGCCAUUUCGGGUGGUUGCGCCCUGUUGUUCCUAGUGCCGCUUUAUGUCGAUCCUGCUUUCAGCACUCUCACGGCUGAUUUCUUUCCCGAACCAGUGAUAUGUACCACCUCGAAACGCGAGGAUCUUUGGGGUCUGUUCAAUUGCACUUGGAGCUCGUGCCGAGAAGGCUGUACCAGCGAAGUGUACAGGUGUACGCACAUUUACGUGACUUACACCCCGUGGAGCAACGCGAGCUCGAACUCGACUAACCUCGUGACUAGUAGUGUUGACAUGUCGGAAGAGAUAGAGGAAGCUGAGGAAAUCAUUGAUGCGGUAUUGUUGGUGAAUAUUAAAGGAUGUGGCUACCCGCCGGUAGUGGAUUGCGAGAAUUUUACGCGUGAAAUGGGUUACGAAGGCUCGCAAUUCCCAUGCUACUAUAGCCGUGUCAAUCGGAGUAUCGUUAUGGCUGAUUACGAUCGAGAAGCUGAAUUGACUAUAAUUAUUCAUUACUUUGCUGCACCACUCGUCAUGACACUCGCUACUACUGCUGUUCUUUGUGUGAUGCAUUGCGACUGCAGAUGUCAACCACCACCGAGGAGACGAUAUCCUGCAAGGAGGAAUGUCACCAGAACGAGGAACAACGAGAUUAGCGAGCACUCGAUCAGCACGCGAGUCGAACGUCGAGGUCGACCGAUACGCUGCGAGUGCGGCGAGGUUGCUAGGCCAUCAAAAUUAUCACCACGACGGGAUGAAGAUACCUCGAGAGGUACACGUACCACUAUCACAACUACUAUCACGCCAUUGCAGAUUAGCUAGAAGAGGCAAACUCGCUCUGUCUUCGAGCGUUCUUCCAGCACUAAUUAUUUGGAUUAUGCUUCUUACUUGAUCUAUUUUGUAGUUAAAUCUAUUCUUUUACCCAGAGAAUUGUUUGUUUUUUAAAACUUCGUCAAAUAAGCCUAUGAUUUCAAUAAUUAUGACAACUAAAAAAAUAAUCACACGAAAAUGUGCAGGUUUUAUAAAAAAUUAAUAACAAAAAACGUUGAAAAAUGGCUCAUUAAUGGUUAACUUUGAAGCCAGUUUCUAUACAUUUUAACUAGAUUUAAUUUUUUUAUUUCGAUUUCAAUGCACUAAUUUAAAUUUAAGUCUGCCUAAAUUUAAGUUCUACUAUUUAUUUAUAACUAGUUGCUGAAAUACACUUGAUCAGAGAUGUCAUAGAUGCAAGUUUGGUUUUUUAUAAAAUGAAAAUUGAAACGCUAAGAUUAAUGUACCUCCGUAAUGAAAAUUUCAUAAUCAUCAAUGAUAUAUUUAGAGCAUUUGUUUGCAUCUUACAAUAAAUGCAUUCUCUUUGAAUUUUCAAACGCCUAUUAAAAAUAUGAAAGACAUACCCGAUGUUCUAAUUUUGUAUAUCAAACGAAUUACUGAUUGAUUUAUACUUAUUCACUUUUCGUAAUACCACUCUGAAAAUUAUAGUCUAGGGGCCAUGAAUCUUACCAUAGCCGGUAGAUGUGUUAAAUACCUAAGUUUUAUAGUAUUCUGACCUCGUGAAUUCCAAUUUCUAGGGUAUUUAGCUGUACAAGGCGACUUCCAAUUAUUUAUUAAUAAUUUAAUUGCUUAAACCCUAAUAAAUCUUUUGGUAAUUAAGUUAAACACUCUGUAAGCAUAAAAACUUAUUAUGUAUUUCAUAUAGAAUAGGUAGCACUUUGAAAAUUUGAAAAAUAUUAAUUAGAAACCGAGAUAUGACAGUGUAACUAACAAAACUACGUGACGUCGGACUUUUUAUUUGUUUAAAUCGCUGUAAUUUGGCUUCUGAAGAACUUACAGAAACCGUUGACCAAUUAAUCAGUUCCUUAUUUUACAAGAAAUCUGCCGCUUUUUUCCAAUUGCAAAAAUAUUCGUUAAAACGGAAAAUAUUACAAUUUAACAAACAUAAAAAUACAGCGCCGCGGAAAAUUGAAUUGUUUAGACCACUAUCCGCUUUUUUAUAAUCAAGUUAUAGGUGUUGUCAAAUAACCAAAUGAUUUGCAAUUUUAUAAGAAAUACAUGGCUUCUUGGUUGAUGUAAAAAUAAUAAUUUUGACCUAAAAUAUAACAAAAUUAGUGCGAGACUUACUUAAUUCAUUAUAUUGCUGGCUCUGAAUAAUAUUUUUAUAAUUUAUUAAUAUGUAUAUAUUCUUGGCAAAAUUCGUAAUUAUCCUAUGUUUUAAAAGCUCUAGUAUAUUCAAUGAGAUAAACGAUUUUGCGACAUACAUGAAUGCGUUCUUCAUAGUUGCAUCGUUUUCUCUAUUUUUAGCUGUAAUUGAUAUUUUGUAUUAUAAUAUUUAACAUAAUAAACAAUUUGAUAUGGUAACAUAUUCUAAGUUGCUAUUAGCACUUAUUAGCGUUUUCAAAGUAUAUAUAUAAUUCCUAUUUAUGUCGUUUUUGUAAGAAAAUUGGUUCGGAUUGAAGAUAUGAAUAAAAAAAAUCAUAAUAAAUUUGGCAAGAAAGUAUGACCGCAUACAUAUCAUUUUUUAAAUGUGUAUUGCUUAGUGAAUUGUUUUGGCACUUUUGAAAAUACUAUGUUUUUGCUUUAUUUUCUAAAAACCUCAAAAGUUUUUGACAAUGAAAAUAUCGAUCACCGCUAAAAGUAGCACGAAUAGAUAGAAAAUGAUGCAACGACAAAGAAUGCACUCAUGUAUGCCGCAAAAUCGUUUUUCCUAUUAAAAGUACCCGAGCCUUUAAAACAUACGACAAUUCCG
This is a messenger RNA of Phymastichus coffea, 3324 nucleotides long. It is a transcript of the gene Teh1, whose product is annotated as protein tipE. Gene Ontology annotation, biological process: regulation of sodium ion transport. The record is from RefSeq and is a predicted model, not a curated record. The transcript has 2 exons. Gene Ontology annotation, molecular function: sodium channel regulator activity. Bases 414 to 1406 code for a protein of 330 amino acids. NCBI's taxonomy places the organism in Eukaryota, Metazoa, Arthropoda, Insecta, Hymenoptera, Eulophidae.